Molecule: messenger RNA, 330 nt
Organism: Funneliformis caledonium
Lineage: Eukaryota; Fungi; Glomeromycota; Glomeromycetes; Glomerales; Glomeraceae
Source: the annotation of a GenBank genome assembly
AUGUUAUCGCGUAUUAUCAUUAAUCAUUUCUUAUAUGAUUCUUGUCCUGCAGCUGAACUUCCAGAUCAAGACUCUCCUAUUGAAUCUGAUGUAUUUCAGAUGUUCAUCAAAGACCUGAAGCAAAAAAGGAACAAUUUUCGUGUUGUUAAUACAAAUAAGAUAACAUAUAGAGAAUUUAUCUCUUCAUUCAUGAACAGCAUAGUAACUCAUGUGCGAUCAAAAGAAAGUAAUGUGGUUGUUUUGGUUAAAAAAGCUAAAAAAGAAGAUUUUGAGAAGAUAGCCGUUCAGAAUAUUAUACAAAUACAUAGUGCUAUUGAGAUAGGAAAAUGA